AUGAAGAUUAAAUGUCAUUAUUGUAAUGUGACUGUGCAGACGAGAAAGGAAUAUUCAAAACAUCUUGAAAUGCACAAGGAAUAUAACUUCACUUGUCCCGAAUGUGGCAAGAAAUUCUAUUCCCUAAAGAGAUUUCGAGAGCAUAAAGAAGUGCAUCAACCUAAAUCUCAAUGUGAAACUUGCAACAGUUCCUUUUCUUACAAGACUGGACUACGACGACAUCAGCGACAAUUCCACAGUGGUAGCCUUGGGCAGAUGAAGAUUAAAUGUCGUUAUUGUAAUGCGACCGUGCAGACGAGGAAAGAAUAUUCAAAACAUCUUGAAAUGCACAAGAAAUAUGGCAUCACUUGCCCCGAAUGUGGCAAGACAUUCUAUUCUUCAAGGGGAUUUCGACACCAUGAAGAUGCGCAUCAACCUCAAUCUCAAUGUGAAAUUUGUAACAAUUCCUUUUCUUAUACAACUACACUGCAGCAACACAAGCGACUAAAACACGGAAUUACGGAUAUGAAAAAGUAUGAGUGCCCACAUAUUAACUGCAAUGCGACCAUGCAGGGCAAAAUCGAAUAUAACGAACAUUUCCAAACGCACGAUAAACCAUUUCGCUAUCAAUGUAAACAUACCGGUUGUGGAAAAGAAUUCCACACUUCGUCAUCACUUUCCAUACACAAGAAUUCCUGUAAACGCAAACCUCAAAGUCCAACGGAAACAAAUCCGCAGCUGGGACACACUUUGGCAAAUACACGAAACAAUUACGGUCAAAGUUCAUUAGGUCAACCAAAUUAUUCGGAUGUGAAAAAGCAUAAAUGUUCAGAUAUAAGCUGUAAUGCGACCAUACGGGGUACAAUCAAAUGUUUAGAACAUCUCCAAAAACAUGAUGAACAUUGCAAGCAACCCGGUAUUGGAGAAGAAUCCCGCAGUCAAUCACCAUUAUACAGGCACAAGAAAUUCCGUCAAUACAAACCUCAGAGUCCAACGAAAAGAAAUCCGCAUAUCCAAAAACAUGAUGAACAUUGCAAGCAACCCGGUAAUGGGGAAGAAUUCCGCAGUCAAUCACCAUUUUACAGACACAAGAAAUUCCGUCAACGCAAACCUCAGAGUAAAACAAAUUUAGCAGAGUUUUUAGCAUUUUUAUUUACCUGGAAUGAAUGCAUGUGA
Messenger RNA from Loa loa (African eye worm), 1155 nucleotides. RefSeq lists its product as hypothetical. Gene Ontology annotation, cellular component: nucleus. Bases 1 to 1155 code for a protein of 384 amino acids. Lineage: Eukaryota; Metazoa; Nematoda; Chromadorea; Rhabditida; Onchocercidae. The transcript is spliced from 6 exons. The record is from RefSeq and is a predicted model, not a curated record. Gene Ontology annotation, molecular function: DNA-binding transcription factor activity, RNA polymerase II-specific; RNA polymerase II transcription regulatory region sequence-specific DNA binding. Gene Ontology annotation, biological process: regulation of transcription by RNA polymerase II.